Penicillium cinerascens is the source of this 1635-nucleotide messenger RNA. RefSeq names its product MRS7 family protein. Gene Ontology annotation, biological process: intracellular monoatomic cation homeostasis. Gene Ontology annotation, cellular component: mitochondrial inner membrane. The record is from RefSeq and is a predicted model, not a curated record. Gene Ontology annotation, molecular function: ribosome binding. The transcript is spliced from 3 exons. Bases 1 to 1635 code for a protein of 544 amino acids. Lineage: Eukaryota; Fungi; Ascomycota; Eurotiomycetes; Eurotiales; Aspergillaceae.
AUGUCCGCCACCAUGAGAUCGGCUCGACUGGUGCGCAGCACCACCGCAUUGCGGCCUACCCUGGCUGCUCGCACUCGCGCCAGCGCUCUCGGCCCGGCCUCAUUUGCUGCGGCGAGCAGCCUUCUUUUCAACGGUCGCGGAAUGCCGUCGACGGUGUCUGCCCUCGCAAUUUUGAUUCCCCAGCGUGGCUAUGCUACUGAGCAAUCCACCUCGAACUCGUCCUCCUCGCAGUCAUAUCCCCCUCCCGGCUUCAACGCCGAGCAAGCCAAGAAGCCGCUCCCUCAGGACCAAGCGCAGUCAUCACAAUCCGACACUACCCCGACUAAGAAGUCUGACGCUGCACCUACUUCUAAGGCGCAGGCGCAAACUCCUGCGGCCAAGGGUGCCGCGACUGAGGACCAGAAGAAUGCGGCGAAGAAGGAUGCUAAGAAGUUGACGCUCGGCCAGAAGGUCAAGAAGGAGCUUCAGCACUACUGGGACGGCACCAAGCUACUUGCGACGGAGGUUAAGAUUAGCUCACGAUUGGCGUUGAAGAUGGCGGGUGGAUAUGAGCUCAGCCGGAGAGAGCACCGUCAGCUUCAACGUACUACCAAGGACCUCGGGCGCUUGGUUCCUUUCUCCAUGUUCCUUAUCGUUCCCUUCGCCGAGCUCCUCCUCCCCGUCGCCUUGAAAAUGUUCCCCAACAUGCUUCCCAGCACCUACGAGGGCCAGAAAGCUCGUGAUGCUAAGGCUGUCAACCUGAGCUCGACCCGGAAAGAGGUCUCUGGCUUCUUGCGCAACACACUACGGGAGAGCGGUUUGCCCUUGACCGCUGCCAGCGUGAAGAACGAGGAUUUCGCAGAUUUCUUCCGCAAGAUUCGCACCACCGGUGAAUCGCCCUCAACCGAGGAUGUCAUCAAGGUCUGCAAGAUCUUCAAGGAUGACCUGACUCUGGACAACCUGUCUCGUCCCCAGCUGGUGGCUAUCUGCCGCUACAUGAACCUCAACUCCUUUGGCACUGAUGCCAUGCUCCGUUACAACAUUCGUCACCGUAUGCGUCAGAUCAAGCGUGACGACCGUGCCAUCUUCUACGAGGGUGUUGACUCCCUUUCCGUGCCUGAGCUUCAGAUGGCUAGCGCUUCCCGCGGCAUCCGCACCCACGGUGUGUCCCCCGCCCGUCUUCGCGAAGAUCUCUCCAUGUGGCUCGACCUGCGUCUCAAGCAGGGUGUCCCCUCCACUCUUCUCGUUCUGAGCAACGCCUACAUGUACACCCAGGGUGGCAAGGAGUCCGAGAUGGCCUCGCAGAUUGACGCCCUCAAGUCUGUGCUUUCCAGCAUUCCCGAAGAGCUGUUCCACGAGAUCGAGCUCGAGGUCCACAAUGCCGAGGGUGCUGCCACCAACAAGCAGCGUCUGGAGGUUAUCAAGGAGCAGGAGGAGCUCAUCGAAGAGGAGACCAAGCAGAACAGCGAGAACGAGGGCAAGGGUGUUGCCGCUCCCAAGGAUACCGAAGAUAUCGACGACAAGGAAGAAACCAAGGUCGAAGCCUCUGCGCAAGGCACCGACGAGCAGUCUGCUGAGGCUUCCGAGGCUAUGAACGAGGGUGCCAAGGCCGAUACGACCAAGGAGGAUGAGAAGAAGACGAGCCAGAGCUCGUAG